Messenger RNA from Filobasidium floriforme, 839 nucleotides. RefSeq lists its product as uncharacterized. The transcript has 2 exons. The record is from RefSeq and is a predicted model, not a curated record. NCBI's taxonomy places the organism in Eukaryota, Fungi, Basidiomycota, Tremellomycetes, Filobasidiales, Filobasidiaceae. Bases 149 to 598 code for a protein of 149 amino acids.
CGCCCCGGGCCUGGCCGGAAGCGCACCGUCGGGGGAUUGGCAGACCACGCGACGCCGGGAUCGCUGAAAUUCGAUAAACUCUAUCAAAUGUCUCCCUCGUCUUUCCGCCUGGUGCGGCGCCAAGGACGAAUCUGAUGCGCAAAGGACGAUGCGGAAGAGAUUCCGUUCCAUACCAACCAACCGCGUUUUGCAAUCCGACCGAGCAGAUUCUACAUGUUCCCUUGUCUGUUCCAGGACAAGGAAGCAACGCCGCUGCUUUGACUUUCGAUGUUCUGCUCCAUCGUACGAGCUUUCGAGAACCCGUCGAUGGAAAUGGCCCAGGGGGUCUCCCUGCGGAGGCUUAUCUUGGACCGGGAAAGAAACCCGGUCCGAAAUAAGCAUCCGAUCAUGCUGGAAGCUCCUGCGGCACUCGACUUCCAUGCUAAGCGAGGCAGCGUUCCGAGCGGUCGGCAGUAUGGACGGGUCGUCCCUAACGGACUUGGGCGAGACUCGCACCUUCAGCACUAUUGUCCACCCGCGCCUGAAUCUGUUCAUAUAUCGAACCUAUGGUCUUGCGAUAUCGCCUCCAAUUACCAUCAUCAUCGUCUCACCCACUUGAGCUCGUGAAAGAUCCUCCUGAAUCUAGACUCUCUAUUAGACAAAGGUGAUAACAUCGCUCUCAUGCGGUUCGGGAGCGCAGAAAAGCGCCAUGCUAUCAUGCCGAGGAAGGAAUCGUUGGGUAUCGUGAUUGCGUUCUCUCAUCAUAGUCCUCCAUCUGACAGAUUUGCUGACGCAAAAGCUCACUGAGAUGAGAGGUUGUGAGAUGAUAUCUCUGUGGUCACAGGCCACAGCGAUGGAUG